GAAUAUUUUAUACCAACAUGUCUCAAGAAAUGGUACACAAGAUUACAGAGUUCUAUGAAGGCAUCCAAAAGCCUAAAAGAGCAAGGAGGAAAAAACAUCCGUUUAAUAGCACAAAGACAAGCCUAAAAUCUGCUAAGAUCUUUAUAAAUCCGGUGAAGAGGCGAGUAAAGGUAAAAAAGAUCAGCCACGCUCGUAUCAAUAAUUUUGUGAUUCGGAAAUAAGAGUAUUCAAAACUCUACUCUAUCCAACUUCACCCAGGCCAAAGAUGAAGAAGAUAGUAUUUUCUCGCAGGCUGAGCCAUCAACGCCUUUAAAUUUACAGACAAGGAUCAAGUUCCCAAAAUCAACCUUCUCUUCAACUAGUAUGAAGGUCAGGAAGAUGACAACACCGAGUGGGUUUAGAACUAGGCAGACUUUUAAGUUGCCUCCAAGGCCUCUUAAGAAACGUACAAAGCAAAGGAAACAUUCGAACAAGUUGAAGUUUAUUAUCCAGAAAGCUGAUAAUUACUUAAAAGAGUCACCAAUAGAGAUGCAAAGCCAGAGGAAAUCUAGGUCUGUGAACCCUCGCAAAAAGUACAAGCGUCCCUCUUGGCUACACAUCCAGGAUAACUCAGAAAUUCGGAACAGAAAGCUGAUCACCCUGUACUCUUCCACAACCCACGAGAUUGAUAAUACUGAGGCUGAGAUGAACCCUCCAGAUCCAAGCUGGACUUCUCAUGACACAAGUGCACUGGGUCUUAGUUACCAGAAGAACCAGCAUACUAGGUCAGAAUCAUUUGGGUCUCAGUCUUCAAUAACUGGCAGAAAGACCGAGAAAAAGCGCAGUAGAUUCAUGAUCAAACCUACUGGAGUGGACCAAGAUGAGGUCUUGGAGGAGAGCACCAGAAGAAAACUUUGGACCAAGAACAUAGUUAGCAAAAAAAUCAAUCACAUUAAACUAAGCUCCUUAUUUCGCAUUAAAAGAUAAAUUCAAUCAA
Molecule: messenger RNA, 976 nt
Organism: Moneuplotes crassus
Lineage: Eukaryota; Ciliophora; Spirotrichea; Euplotida; Euplotidae
Source: the annotation of a GenBank genome assembly